Aureobasidium melanogenum CBS 110374 is the source of this 1248-nucleotide messenger RNA. RefSeq lists its product as uncharacterized. The transcript has a single exon. NCBI's taxonomy places the organism in Eukaryota, Fungi, Ascomycota, Dothideomycetes, Dothideales, Saccotheciaceae. The coding region runs from base 1 to 1248 and encodes 415 amino acids. The record is from RefSeq and is a predicted model, not a curated record.
AUGGCAAGACGACUACAUGAGACUGUACUUCCGACACCGCCGAAUGAAGAGAAUCACAUCUAUCCUACAGUAGAGCAGCUGCUGCGAGUUGAAACAGGAUCCAAGCAGGUCGAGGAAGGAAGUUGUUCGCUAGAUCAGUCAGCCACGAACUGGAAGAAAGAUAUCGAGGACGCUAUCGACGCAGAGACUGAUCAGUUGAUCGAGUUUUUAGAUGACUUUUCAACCGCUGCAAAGUCGUCCAUUCAAAAUUUGACUGGGAGCGAGCGCUGGGAUGGCUACGCGACUACAGCACCAGUCGCUGCUGUGAUAUCUGAAUUUCUGUCUUCGAGGCAAACCAAGAACGUCGCACUAGGUUCACCGACGUUCCCUUCUGUGGUCAGUGUGUUUGAUGAAGGAGAAGGUCCUUGCCUCGUGCUCAAUGGACUUUUGUCUCCACGCUUGACAUCACCCGCCCAUCCAUACUCCUUCAACAAGACUACAGGUUCAUCAUCAAAUUCGGCACCUAUGUCAGCGCACGCAGCGGGUACUGCGGCCAUCGUGGCUGCCUACGCUUGCUUACACUCCAUUCGACGCCAUCUUUUCGGCACAAUCGUUCUGGCAGCGAUAUCUGAUACCGAGGAAGGACAUUUGGGCACAUGUCGACACUUACUCCACACCGAUGAGAGAAGGUCACUCUGGAGAGGCGACUGCAUGAUCACCGCUGUCGCCACAUCCAACGCUAUCCAACCAACACCCUCUUCGCCAGAUUCAUUCUCCUCUAGACCCGCCACAAAAACUAUCGAUCCAGCAACGUUUGAUCUAGAAUCUUCAUGCUGGCAAAGAAACUUUCCGAUCAAGGAUUUUACACCUUCUCGAUUGUCUACGCCUUGUGCAACUCAUCCUGUCGCUACCUCACUAUCGAACAACGGCAAAAGGGUUCUGGGAAGAAGACCCAGUAUCCCUGACUUCCAGACCGGACGACGACUUGGCCAACACACUCGAUUCUGGACCGAUGUAGGAGUAUCGAGUUUCUGUCUUGGUGUUGGUGGUGUAGAAAAUAGCGAAGCAACAGCAGCAGCAUCGCCACCACCACAAAGUCCAGAUUUUGCAACGGACCAGGAUGUUGCGUGUGAUGAGAUGGUGGAUUCGGCAUUGCAAGAUGUGGAAAUGGGAGACGGGGCUGCAGAGGAAGUGGAUAGGAAACAGUGGAUUCAACUUGUUAAGGUGUUGGUGUUGACGGCGUGGGAUCAAGUGGGGUUGGAUGAGUAA